AUGGUCGGCAUUGGUCUUGCUUUUUCGGCGAUUCUCGCUGCCCAGGUCUCCCUUGCGAGCCCCGUGGGAUCACGAACGCCGUAUCGUGUCAAGGAUACGCACCAUGUUCCAAGGGAUUGGAAGCGAGUUCGUCGCGCGCCUGCUGAUCAUGUAAUUGACCUUCAAAUUGGCGUAAAGCAGAGCAAUUUCCCGGAGCUCGAGAGGCAUCUUUACGAAGUUUCUGACCCGGACCACCCCCGCUAUGGUCAGCAUCUUUCUGCCGAUGAAGUGAAGGAGCUGGUCAAGCCUACUGAUGAGACGCUUAACCUCAUCCACGAGUGGCUAGCGGAUAACGAUGUCACCCCGUCAGGAUAUAGCUCAGCUAAGGAUUGGAUCACGGUGUCUUUGCCAGUCAAGGCUAUCGAGCGUCUCCUUGACACAGAGUACCAUGUUUAUGAGCAUAAGGAUGGGGGUGUGGUCGCUCGGGCUCCUAAAUGGUCUCUUCCGCUUCAUCUGCAUGAUAAGAUCGAUACGAUUCAGCCUACUAAUUCGUUCUUCCGUGCUCACGCCGAGAAAUUUGACCAUAUCGAAGCGCCGGUGUACCUUGACCCCCAAUAUACACCACCUACCAACGAGAACAUAAGCGCAGUUUGCAAUGUUAGCUCCGUCACACCUGAGUGCUUCCAGACUCUCUACUCGACCAAGGGCUACAAAACUCGCGCUUGCGGUAAGAACAAGAUCGGGUUCAACAACUUCCUUGGCGAGCAUCCUAUCCGGUCGGAUGGGGAACUCUUCCUCGCCAAGUACCGGCCGGAGGCGGUCUCAAGCGCAAAAGAUUUCCCACAAAUCACGAUUGCAAACGGGCCUGGUGACUAUGCUUUGACACCAGAGGAAAUAGAUUCGGGCACUUCUAAGGAGGCUAACCUAGACCUCCAGGCCAUUGCCGGCAUAAACUGGAAGACGACCUCGUAUGCCGAUGAUGAGCAGACUGUUCCAGAGUCGUACGCCCGACGUGUCUGCCAGCAGUUCGCUCAAGUGGGUGCUCGUGGCACUUCACUAUUGUUUUCUAGCGGCGACAGUGGUGUCGGAUCGUAUGGAAAAUGUGUGAGCAACGACGGCAAGAACACCACCAAGUUUCUUCCUGAGUUCCCACCUAGCUGUCCCUAUGUAACGGCGGUUGGUGCUACGAAGAACUUUGAACCCGAAGUCGUAGCGUAUCGCCCUGCGUUUGUUGGUCCCGAUGGCGUUGCGCAUGGUAACUACACCAGCGGCGGUGGAUUUAGCAACUACUUCGACGUACCUGCAUACCAGGCGAAGCAGGCUACCAACUACGUUAAGAACCUGAAAGGCCUGUACGAUGGUCUAUAUAACAAGAAAGGCCGUGGUUACCCGGAUAUCUCUGCACAGGGACUUUACUUUGCAUAUUUCUGGAACGGCACCGAAGGAACCAUUAGCGGUACUAGCGCUAGCUGCCCUCUGACGGGUGGAAUUAUCUCGUUGGUAAAUGACGCGCUCAUUUCGUCGGGCAAACGGCCACUGGGCUUCUUGAACCCGUGGCUGUACUCGAAGGGAUACAAAGGGUUGACUGAUAUCGUAAGUGGUAGUGCUGUCGGAUGCGGUGUUGACGGCUUCCCAGCAGUUGAAGGAUGGGAUCCUGUUACUGGCCUCGGGACACCCAUCUUCCCCGAGCUUGUCGCAUUAGCUGGUGGGAAACUGACUCGUUAA
This is a messenger RNA of Daldinia childiae, 1704 nucleotides long. Its product is annotated as Tripeptidyl-peptidase sed3. Gene Ontology annotation, biological process: proteolysis. Gene Ontology annotation, molecular function: tripeptidyl-peptidase activity; serine-type endopeptidase activity. Lineage: Eukaryota; Fungi; Ascomycota; Sordariomycetes; Xylariales; Hypoxylaceae. The coding region runs from base 1 to 1704 and encodes 567 amino acids. The record is from RefSeq and is a predicted model, not a curated record. The transcript is spliced from 3 exons.